AUGCCAAGCAGCAAGGGGUACUCGUACAAGAGCAACAGCCAGGGUAACUACUCCUGCGCCCGCGACUACGGAAACAGCAGCAGCAGCUCUGCGAACCCGAACUCAUACCAGUAUCCCAGCGCAAGCGGCUCAAUUCACGACUCGACUCCAAAGAGCGAGAGGUAUCAGAACGAAGGCAACGGCGGUUCUCCGUACACCUCGGCUAGCGGAUACCGAACAUGCUCCGGGUACGGCAAAAAGUAA
Colletotrichum acutatum is the source of this 243-nucleotide messenger RNA. RefSeq lists its product as uncharacterized. Bases 1 to 243 code for a protein of 80 amino acids. The record is from RefSeq and is a predicted model, not a curated record. NCBI's taxonomy places the organism in Eukaryota, Fungi, Ascomycota, Sordariomycetes, Glomerellales, Glomerellaceae. The transcript has 3 exons.